This is a messenger RNA of Blastomyces gilchristii SLH14081, 342 nucleotides long. RefSeq lists its product as uncharacterized. NCBI's taxonomy places the organism in Eukaryota, Fungi, Ascomycota, Eurotiomycetes, Onygenales, Ajellomycetaceae. The annotation marks the transcript as partial. The record is from RefSeq and is a predicted model, not a curated record. The transcript is spliced from 2 exons.
GCCAUAUCACAACCACCCCCCCCCCUGCGACGACUACCUACGCUGUAGCGGACACUACAGCUACAAGCAGCAGCAACACAUGGCAAAACAUACACAGGAAGGGGGGGAAGAUACAAAAUACAAAAGAAUGGAGUAGAAAACCAAGAUAUGUAUGUAAUAACAGACGGACCCAAGAUGAAGGUAAAUUGACCUCUCCUGGGGUUUUAUGGAACCCUGGCCAAGUCAAAAGCCCACUUAUUAUACUACUCACUCACUCGUCCGCCCAACCCGUUUGGAUGCGUGAGGGUUUUCAAGGCGUCGAUGUGCUGCCACCAAGCCCUACGCUGUAACUACUACCACUUC